AAGGGAAAGAGCUGUCGACCCGAUUUCGUGAGCGGCGCCCAUAUUCCAUUCAGGCCUGAUCAGGAUUAGGCCCAAGUAAUCCUUUAGCAUGUUUUAAAGUACAAGCUGAAGUUCGGUCAAAAGUUUUUUUCUGUCCAACGCACCGGUUUAGGAUGCCCGACGUAAUCACUGGACCAUGUUUGUGAGUGUCUCCAAUGAGAAUUGACAUCGUUAAGUUCUCUGGUCAUCACCUUUUUUUCUCACCUUUCCCCCUGAAUUGCAGUGGAUUCGCAUUUGUUAUCAGAUAGAGAAGAAGAUAUUAUCCAUUUGUUGCAAUGAAUCAGAUUGAUGAUUCUAUGCGGAAUCAAAUAGCAGCUCUUUUGCGAGUUAUAAAUUUCACGCGAUGUUUCAAAGAAGACAAUGUUCCAAUUGAAAUAGAAGAGGGUCUCUUUCUGGGUUCUAUUGCAGCUGCUAAUAAUCUGGAUGCACUUAAAAGUUUAAAUAUCACACAUAUCUUAACUGUGGCUAGUUCCCUAAAACCUUCUCAUAGCAAUGACUUUAUGUACAAAAUUAUACCAGUCCUGGACAAAGAAGACACAAAUUUAAGUCAGUACUUUGAUGAAUGCUUCGAUUUCAUUGAUGAAGCGAAAAGACAGGGUGGCAGUGUAUUGGUUCACUGCUUUGUUGGAAAAUCAAGAAGUGUGACUAUAGUUGUUGCCUAUCUAAUGAAAAAGCAUGGUAUGAGCUUAUCACAAGCCUUGAAACAUGUGAAGAGCAAAAGGCCUCUGGCAGCUCCUAAUUCUGGUUUCAUCCAACAAUUGAAGGAGCUUGAAAAAUCUCUUCAAGCCAACAAACAACAGAUGAAAGUUAAUGAAUGAAGAAAAGCUGCUUUACCUUUAGUUGGUCCAAGAUAUUGAUGAUCAAGUAUUUCCAUUAUGCUGUAGAUUUUAAGGCUUGCUAUUGCAGGUGGGUGAUUCCUGAUUGGCCACCAUUUCUGUUAACGUCACCGUUCAGAUUGUAUGUGUUAGCUCAUAUUGAUACUGGAGAUUUUUCUUUUCUUUCUCUUUUUUUUUUUUUCCUCGGUGGAAAUAGAAAAUGAAAAGGGGGCAAUUUCUUGCUCAUGCUUUUUGUGUUUACUAUUAUUAUAUAUCUGAAAAAUGCAGGGAGAUUUUUUUUUUUUCA
Durio zibethinus is the source of this 1161-nucleotide messenger RNA. It is a transcript of the gene DSPTP1, whose product is annotated as dual specificity protein phosphatase 1. Gene Ontology annotation, cellular component: cytoplasm. The record is from RefSeq and is a predicted model, not a curated record. Gene Ontology annotation, molecular function: protein tyrosine/threonine phosphatase activity; MAP kinase tyrosine phosphatase activity; MAP kinase tyrosine/serine/threonine phosphatase activity. NCBI's taxonomy places the organism in Eukaryota, Viridiplantae, Streptophyta, Magnoliopsida, Malvales, Malvaceae. Gene Ontology annotation, biological process: negative regulation of MAPK cascade; peptidyl-tyrosine dephosphorylation.